AUGCGAGAGUACAAAGUGGUGGUGCUGGGCUCGGGCGGAGUGGGCAAGUCGGCCCUCACCGUGCAGUUCGUGACGGGCUCCUUCAUCGAGAAGUACGACCCCACCAUCGAGGACUUCUACCGCAAGGAAAUCGAGGUGGACUCGUCGCCGUCCGUGCUGGAGAUCCUGGACACGGCGGGCACCGAGCAGUUCGCGUCCAUGCGGGACCUGUACAUCAAAAACGGCCAGGGCUUCAUUCUCGUCUACAGCCUAGUGAACCAGCAGAGCUUCCAGGACAUCAAGCCCAUGCGCGACCAGAUCAUCCGCGUCAAGAGGUACGAACGCGUGCCCAUGAUUCUGGUGGGCAACAAGGUGGACCUGGAGGGCGAGCGCGAGGUCUCCUUCGGGGAGGGCAAGGCCCUGGCCGAAGAGUGGAGUUGCCCCUUUCUCGAGACAUCGGCCAAAAAUAAAGCCUCGGUGGACGAGCUCUUCGCCGAGAUCGUCCGCCAGAUGAACUAUGCGGCUCAGCCCAACGGGGACGACCAGUGCUGCUCCUCCUGCGUGAUUCUCUGAGAAAAAGAAAGGGGGGAGGGCGGCUUCUUCCUUCGGGCUUGGGCUCUGCUUUGAAUUUUUAUUGGUUUCUUUUUUUUUUUUUUUUUAAAGAAAAAGGCGAAAGCAAACACCAUACUUCUUGCUCAAUGUGAUUUUAUUAUUAUUAUUUUAAGAUUGGAAACAACUUUGCAUCGUACAAGGUGUGUUCCAGGUGGGGGCUCGUGGCUAUUUCCACUGCAGCUGACGGGCCUCAGUGCUCAGUGUCAUGGGGUAGGGGGGUUGUCUUGUAUUUAACAUCUGAAACCUGGGUGGAAAUGUGGCGCUUUCCAAGCAUGUACAUUCCUCUCGUGGAUUUCUUUGAUCGUUGCCUGUUUUCCCACUUAAAGCAGCCGUUAGAGAGCUGUAUUGGCAACUUGACACCAGGCAAAAAAAAAAAAGGAAAAAAAGUUUCAAUCUGGGAGGGAAGGGGUGGUGGGAGCAGGAGGAGGAUGGGAGAGAAAAGGGCUUGUCAACAGCCCGAUUUCCAAUUCGAAGAUCUAAGUACCUGGAUGGGGGAAGGAAGUGCAGGAAAAGGCUGUGAAGAAUUGAAAAGAGAGGAAGAGACCCCGUUUCCAGGCAUGUGUGGAUGUGCUGGAAGCGAGGGCUUGGCUGCCGCCUUUGCCAGUCUGGGAGUGCAACCCUGGGACUGAUUAGGACUCUGAGGAUUUCUAUGCAAAGUUGGAUUAUUGUUACAGUGUAUCCAAUCUGAAGUAUUGCACAACUGAACUGGGACUGUUUACACUGAUGCCAAUACAGUGUGGGGUGCCAGAAAGUGUCUGCUGAUAUUUGUGGAAAAAAAAAAUCUAUUUUGUUUACCUACUGUAAGGGGAGUCUGGGGGAGAGCGGUAGAGUUUUGUUGUUUUUUUUUUUGUUUGUUUGUUUUUAAUCAGCUGUGAAAAAUAUUACAAAUCUGCACAUUUUUCCCCCAUGGGGUGGUUCAUUUUAUUUUGUUUGGGUUUAGGGUUUCCUUUUGGUUGGCAAUAACUGAUUUUGAUGACCAGAUCUUUAAAGUACAGUACAAAGACUUCCUCAAAUGUGAUUCAGGGCCAACAGCGACCCUGGGUCUAGAGUGCCUUCAAAACUCAGCUGUUCCAGCCGGUGCCAACCUGUGAAAGUUCCACAAAAUCCCAUUAUCUGCUAUGACUCCCCAAAGUACUUAACAGUUUCCUUUCAGUAAUCAUUCUGAGCAAGCCAGGACAAAAGGGCCUGUUGUUCAAGGAAUUUAUUUUGAUUUCUUUUGGAGCCUUUUACGUCUAAUUUCCAUGUCUUGCGAGUACUUCUGGCUUCAUCUUAUUUAAAUUUUCAGGUAUUUAGUGCCCUUUUCCCCUCCCUUCCCUUCCCCUUUAUUUUUUCUGUCGUAGGAUUUUCCUCCAGCCAAGAGCAAAAUUUUUAAUGUUGUGAUGUACCAAGAAGAUUCUAACUAAUUGUAAUUUUAAUUCCAGACCUACGUUUAAUGGUUGUCUAUUCAUUUAAAGACUUUUAAUACAAAUACCAUUUUUUAAAAAAAAUGCAAA
This is a messenger RNA of Gracilinanus agilis (Agile Gracile Mouse Opossum), 2084 nucleotides long. It is a transcript of the gene RAP2B, whose product is annotated as RAP2B, member of RAS oncogene family. Gene Ontology annotation, cellular component: plasma membrane. The record is from RefSeq and is a predicted model, not a curated record. Gene Ontology annotation, molecular function: GTPase activity; GDP binding; GTP binding. Bases 1 to 552 code for a protein of 183 amino acids. NCBI's taxonomy places the organism in Eukaryota, Metazoa, Chordata, Mammalia, Didelphimorphia, Didelphidae. The transcript has a single exon. Gene Ontology annotation, biological process: Rap protein signal transduction; negative regulation of cell migration.